GGCGCUUCGAUCGCACUAAAGGAAAAGGGAAAACUCGCACAGCCGUGAAAACACACAUGCGAGUUUCGUUCCGUAAGAGAUUGUAAUUGACGUCAUUAAUUGCUAUACCAUUUGGCAAAAUGAGUGUGGACACUUUUGGGCCCAAUUCGCAAACGCUCACGUUUCUCGACACCGAGGAAAAUGAUUUACUUGGGGCAGACACUCAGGGAACUGAUUUCGAUUUUCGCGAUUUUACUUUGCCGAGUCAAACCCAGGCUUCACAAAUUGAUCAUGCCAGCCUUCACAAAUCAAUGGGAAAACAUCAGGCAAAUGGGCUGGACACGAUUGAUUCUCAACUUGCAACUGCAAUGAAAAAUUUGAACGAUCUCCAGUUUGAGGAAGAAGACGAAGAGGGCUAUUACAGCAAAGAUUUGCCACCACAUGCAUGCAAGUAUUGCGGCAUCCAUGAUCCUGGUUGUGUUGUAAUGUGUAAUGUUUGCAAGAAAUGGUUUUGCAAUGGCAAAGGUAAUACUUCUGGCUCUCACAUUGUUAAUCAUCUUGUACGAGCCAAACACAAGGAGGUUACAUUGCAUCGUGAUGGACCGUUGGGUGAAACAGUUUUGGAGUGCUAUUCUUGUGGAGUCAGAAAUGUUUUUGUUUUGGGGUUCAUUCCUGCUAAAGCAGAUUCAGUUGUUGUGCUGCUGUGUCGCCAACCUUGUGCAGCUCAGUCAUCAUUGAAAGACAUGAACUGGGACAUUGAACAAUGGAAACCACUUAUAGCUGAUCGUUGUUUCCUCAGUUGGCUUGUUCGAAGCCCUUCAGAGGCCGAACAGAUGAGAGCUCGUCAAUUGACGGCCCAGCAAUUGAACCGUUUGGAAGAGAUGUGGAAAGAGAAACCUGAGGCUAGUUUUGAAGACCUGGAACGUCCUGGCGUUGACGAAGAACCUCAGCACGUAUUGCUGCGAUAUGAGGAUGGCUAUCAAUAUCAGAAUAUUUUUGGUCCGCUAGUGAAACUUGAAGCAGACUACGACCGACGAGUUAAAGAAGCCCAAACUCAAGACAACGUUCACGUUCGCUGGGAUGUUGGUCUUAAUAAAAAGACUGUCGCUUACUUUAGUCUUCAAAAGACAGAUAGCGAUAUGAAACUGAUGCAUGGUGACGAAUUAAGAUUGCGUUACCUUGGGGAACUACACAAACCGUGGACUGGUUUGGGGCACGUGAUUAAACUUCCAGACAACUACAGCGAAGAAGUCGGAAUUGAAUUAAAGAAUUCAAACGGAGCUCCUACAGAAUGUUCCACAAAUUUCGUCGUGGAUUUUGUCUGGAAAUCAACGUCUUUUGAUAGGAUGCAAUCGGCCCUGCGGAAAUUUGCAGUUGACGAAAGUAGCGUUUCAGCUUACAUUUAUCAUCGUUUGCUUGGUCACGAGGUUGAAGAUGUCGUAUUCCGCCUACAUCUCCCUAAACAUUUCUCUGCUCCUGACUUGCCUGAGCUGAAUCGAUCUCAGGUUUUUGCUGUAAAACAAGCAGUUCAACGUCCAUUGACUUUAAUUCAAGGACCUCCUGGUACCGGGAAAACGGUUACAUCGGCCACCAUCGUGUACCAUUUGGCUAAACUAGGAUCAGGGCCAGUAUUAGUUUGCGCUCCGUCCAACAUUGCUGUUGACCAAUUGACUGAAAAGAUUCAUCGAACUGGUCUGAAAGUGGUCCGUUUGUGCGCGAAAUCCAGAGAGGCCAUUGAUUCACCCGUCUCGUUCUUGGCCUUGCAUAAUCAAGUUCGAUGUCUUGAAGGAGCUUCAGAGUUGCGAAAAUUGGUCCAGCUUAAGGAGGAAGUCGGUGAGCUUUCACAGGGAGAUGAAAAGCGAUACCGCAUGUUAAAGCGACAAGCAGAACGAGAGCUACUCGAAGCAGCAGAUGUAUUGGCGUGCACUUGUGUUGGUGCUGGUGAUGUUCGCUUGGCUCGCAUUAAGUUUGCAUCUAUCUUGAUCGAUGAAUCAAUGCAAGCUACUGAACCUGAAUGCAUGGUCCCUGUCGUCCUAGGAGCAAGACAGCUCAUUCUGGUUGGAGAUCAUUGUCAGUUGGGCCCAGUGGUGAUGUGUAAACCAGCUGCCAAAGCUGGUCUCUCGCAAUCACUGUUUGAAAGACUGGUAGUACUUGGCAUCCGGCCCUUCCGUUUGGAAGUACAGUACCGUAUGCACCCAAGGUUGUCUGAGUUUCCUUCCAACUUCUUUUACGAGGGAUCACUACAGAAUGGUGUUUGCGCGGAAGAUCGAAUCCUUCGCGGGGUAGAUUUCCCUUGGCCAAUGCCAGAUAGGCCCAUGUUCUUCUACGUUACAUUGGGUCAGGAGGAAAUUGCUGGAUCGGGUACGUCUUAUUUGAACAGAACGGAAGCGUCAAAUGUGGAAAAGAUUGCUACACGUUUUCUUCGAUCCGGAGUCAAACCAGAACAAAUUGGCAUCAUCACACCGUACGAAGGACAAAGAGCUUAUCUUGUACAGUACAUGCAACAUCAAGGAUCACUGCAUGCUAAAUUAUACCAAGAUAUCGAAAUAGCUAGUGUAGAUGCUUUCCAGGGUCGCGAGAAAGACCUCAUCAUCAUGUCGUGUGUUCGCUCAAACGAGAACCAAGGAAUCGGUUUUCUCAACGAUCCCCGUCGUUUGAACGUUGCUAUGACUCGCGCCCGUUAUGGAAUCAUUAUUGUAGGCAAUCCUAAAGUGUUGGCCAAGCAGCCUGUAUGGAAUCACCUGCUUCACUUUUACAAAGAAAAUCAUGUUCUAACUGAGGGAGCUCUCAACAACCUCAAAGAAUCCAUGAUGCAGUUUCCCAAGCCAAAGAAACCAAUUAAUAGUUUUAAUCCUGGUCAGCAUUUCAUGUCCACAGCCGUCUACGACGCACGCCAGGCCAUGGUUCCUGGUUCCGUCUAUGAUCGUUCGGGUGGGGGUCAACCACCAAACAACAAUGGUAUGAAUACUUACAUACCUCGAGCCACGGCCAAUGUUGGAGAUCCGUACAGCCGUUUGCACGAUCCAAUCGGUUACAUUGCUCCAGAGAGGGCACAGGCCGCUCUUUCUGCUAUGCCCGUUCCCUUGGGUGUCUUUAUGAACAUGACGCACGUCCCGCCUAGAUUCCAUGGCCAGCAGCAACAAGGGAUGCAUGGUUCAUCCAAAUCCAAUCAGAGGCCAAAAGACAAUGCCCGAGGAAGUGGGCCUCGCGCUGGCAAAGCCGCAAGCAAGGGAAGUUCUUCGCUGUUUACACAGUCACUUUCGCAGAAUACACAGGAUGUAUCAACGCAGCCUUUCAGCCAGGGUGGCAUGGCUCUCACCCAAGGAAUGUCACAGGGGAUGUCGCAAACGGUCUCGGGCUUCGGAGCACUAUCGCAAUCGGGUCUAUCCCAGUUAGAUCCGUCACAAGACGCCUAUAUGUCAUCAGAUUAUCAGUCGCAAAUGGAUGGACUGCUCUCUCAAGACUCGACGUAUCAAGGGGGCCGUUCAGCCUUCUUCCGCCAUGGCUCUCAAUUCACGCAGCCAUACUGAAAACUGUAAGGCGUUGCAGUAAUAAAAAAGACCCUAAGAAAAUUGACGAUGACGACGCCUGGCGGCAGCCGACCGUAUUUGAAUUCAUCUUGCAGUUAAAGAUAAAAGAGAAAAGGGGAAAUCCAACGUUCAUCAACUGACAGCUCGAAAGACCUAUGCCCAUCUAUCAAAUGGCCUUCAACGUCGCACACCAUAAGCAGCACUAGCAAUCUGCCGUUGAAGCAAGAGAGCGGUGUCCAGACGAACGAGCCGAUAACGGAGCUGAUGGGCUUCAACAAAUUAAUGUCGAAAAAUACGGGAAACAACUGCUAUACCCAUACCAUCCAACAUAGUGGACCCUACCUAAGUCUGUUUCUAGUGGGUUGGAAGCCAACACAAAAUCCCUUCGACAAACGACGUUUUUUUUUUUCGAUAGAACGUCACCCAAAAUUAGAAUGCUUCUUUUGUAGGCCCCUCAGUUGAUAACGCGUUCGAAGCUUAGUGAACUGAUUUUUUUGAAUUGUUUAUUUCUCUUGACUUGUUUUCUCUCCAGUCGACCAAUGCUUUCUCUGUUUCCUUUCACGCUCUUCAGCUUUCUUCACCUUAUGCUUUUACAUGCAAGUUUAGUUGUCCAUUCAUUUCGCGAGGAUUAGUGUUGGGUUACUGGAUGUUCUCACUUUGCUGUUGCCGAGCCCUUUAAUAGCGCUCUUUUGUAGGAAGCAAUUUCACAUCGUGCGUUUUCUUUCCAUCUUGAUGGAGAAAAUCAGAUGGAAAGAAGAUCAGAAUACACUUUGUUUCACGGGAAA
Messenger RNA from Daphnia pulicaria, 4294 nucleotides. RefSeq names its product regulator of nonsense transcripts 1-like (gene Upf1). Gene Ontology annotation, molecular function: zinc ion binding; ATP binding; RNA helicase activity. NCBI's taxonomy places the organism in Eukaryota, Metazoa, Arthropoda, Branchiopoda, Diplostraca, Daphniidae. Gene Ontology annotation, biological process: nuclear-transcribed mRNA catabolic process, nonsense-mediated decay. Gene Ontology annotation, cellular component: cytoplasm. The record is from RefSeq and is a predicted model, not a curated record. The coding region runs from base 120 to 3509 and encodes 1129 amino acids. The transcript has 14 exons.